This is a messenger RNA of Didymosphaeria variabile, 1857 nucleotides long. RefSeq lists its product as uncharacterized. Bases 1 to 1857 code for a protein of 618 amino acids. The record is from RefSeq and is a predicted model, not a curated record. Lineage: Eukaryota; Fungi; Ascomycota; Dothideomycetes; Pleosporales; Didymosphaeriaceae. The transcript has 4 exons. Gene Ontology annotation, molecular function: FAD binding.
AUGGAGGACACUCAAGUUGUCAUUGUCGGUGCUGGCCCAUCGGGUCUAGUUCUUGGCCUGACGCUGGCCAUGUUAAAGAUUCGUGUUGUCAUACUCGAGAAAACAAAGGGCAUCACGGAAGAUCCACGAGGUGUCUACCUCACUGGUGAUGCUGUGCGCAUCCUGCAAGACCUUGGGAUCGAAGAUGACAUGCACAAGAUUGGCCACGUGGUCGACCAAAUCAUCUUUCACCAGGGUUCGAUAACCGAUUCUCCCUUUUAUGCUAUCGACGUUGGCAUUAAGAACACGUUGGAGCAAGUGGCCGCUCAGGGCAUGCUGCAGAGUCAGCCAAAGCUUGAGAGCGCCCUUCGAAACGCAGUCCAACGCAUACCUCAAUGGUGCAGCCUACGCGAAGGGUGUACCGUCGUUGGUCGGUCAAGCGAGGAUCCACCGAUCGUUGAGUACGAGGACGACAACGCGCAAGGCGAGAAACGCCAGAUCCAAUGUCAAUGGCUCGUCGGCGCUGAUGGAAAGACGGGCAUCGUCCGAAAGCACUUCCUAGAGCCGCGGGCCGGUAUCCGGCAGGAAGAGGGUACCUACACGUACAGCGGCACGUGGGUGGCAGCGAACCUCCAUUUGACCCUGCCCACGCCCGAAACGCACCCCGAAUUUCCCCUCUGGAAGCUCAACUACUCUUCGGACGAGGUCUAUGAUCUGUUCUGGCCUAAAUCAUGGCAUUUUUGCCGCCUGAAUGAUAGAGCGACGGCUACAGGCCGCUUCGGGCCGCACGGCGAUCGGACAUGGCGCCAUGAGUUUUGUCUUGAGGACGAGGACGAGGGCAAAGAUUCUGAGGCUCUGCUUUGGGAUUGCAUAUUCCCCAUGGUCACGCGCUCUGUCGGGCGACGUGGGGAAGCCUUUGACAAACCCAUCACCUAUCCGAGUGACUGCAUCCGAGUAAUGCGCUGUCGACCGUUCAAGUUCGUCCACAAGACUGUGAACCGCUGGUUCGACAAACGAACCAUCCUCAUUGGAGAUGCGGCUCAUGUGUUUCCUCCGUUCGCUGGACAAGGCAUCGCCAGUGGCGUGCGUGAUGCUCACCAGCUGGCUUGGAGGCUUGCUUUGCUAUUAAGAAGCAGUGAUUCAGCCAGCGACAGAUUGCUCCAGGCAUGGGCUCUGGAGAGGCGAAGUAGCGUAGACAAUGCCGCUAUGUUCUCUAUAUUCAACGGCCACCUGGUCAACAAGCUUCCCAACAUCUGGAUACGCUCGGUGCUCCGGCUCCAUCGAAGCAUCGACGCGAUGCCUCUGAUGCCCAAGCUGCCCGAUCCGCAGCGUUACAAGGAGGUGGAAGGAUUUAGCAAGGUCUCGGAAGGUUUUCAUACGGCGGAACUGCGCGGCGGCUCGCGCUUAGCCCAGAUCUACCUUCAGUCAUCCAUCAAUGAGGCGCCGGUACAGUCGGACGAAAUCGUCCGUCCGCAUCACUCCAUUCUAACCCUCAUCAUUAUGUCCACAAAAGCCGACCCCUCUGGCUCUCAGCUUGUCCAAGGCGCUCAAAAGGCAUUGGAUGUGGCGGGCAUCGACCCAAUCAUCAUUUCGAGACAAUCCAUUGUCGUCUUCUCGCCUUCUCGCCCCGAGGCGAUGACCUUCGGAAAGCCGGCAGAUGAACUUUGCGCGAAUACUCCGCCUAUCUUCUGGCCUGCCACCAACGUUCGGCUACCGCGGCGACCUCCCGUGGGGUAUGAUCCGGAUGCCUUUGCCCGUCGCCUAGGCUCUGCCACGAGAUAUGCUAUAGUGCGGCCGGAUUUCUUCUGCUUCGCCUGCGUGCCCGACGCGAACACUCUCGGAAAGGCUCUGGAGCAGCUUAGGCAGCGAACUGAGUAA